AUGGCAUGGAAUCAACCGCAACUGGUCAUAGAGAUUAGAAGUCUUCUGGGCUUGGUCAGGCACUAUAGGAGAAUUAUUGAGGGAUUUGCCAAGAUUGUAGCGUCAUUGAUACAACUUACAAAGAAGAACCAACUUUAUGCAUGGAUUGAGAUCAAGCAAGUAGCGGCCUAUGCCUCGAGGAAAUUGAAGGUGCAUGAAAAGGAUUAUCCCACUCAUAACAUGGAGUUAGCUGCAAUUGCAAAUGAGAUGGAUGUAGUUAUUAAAGAUUUUGAGUUCACGUCGCAUUACCAUCCAAUGAAAGCAAACAUGGUGGAUGAUUCCUUAAGUAGGAAGCGAGUUCAUCACUUGUUUGUAAUAUUGAAAGGGUUGGAAUUGUUAGAGAAUUUCCAUGACUUAGAUCCUAAUUUGGAUUCUUCAUAA
This is a messenger RNA of Cicer arietinum (chickpea), 420 nucleotides long. RefSeq lists its product as uncharacterized. The record is from RefSeq and is a predicted model, not a curated record. NCBI's taxonomy places the organism in Eukaryota, Viridiplantae, Streptophyta, Magnoliopsida, Fabales, Fabaceae.